This is a messenger RNA of Salmo salar (Atlantic salmon), 6764 nucleotides long. RefSeq names its product solute carrier family 41 member 1. NCBI's taxonomy places the organism in Eukaryota, Metazoa, Chordata, Actinopteri, Salmoniformes, Salmonidae. Gene Ontology annotation, molecular function: monoatomic cation transmembrane transporter activity. The record is from RefSeq and is a predicted model, not a curated record. Gene Ontology annotation, cellular component: plasma membrane. Gene Ontology annotation, biological process: monoatomic cation transport.
GGGGGCUAUCACGCGCACGUACAUACGUCAUCACGCCAGCCUUGUGACUUCCUAUGCCAUGAGUUUGUUAUAUGCGUAUGUAGCGGCUCGCGGGGUUCUAAAUGGGACAAUGUGACGGGUCGGAAGUGACAGCCUUAACCGUGUGGGGUUAACGAUUAAGCCAGGUGCGGGCCGUUACCGUACACAAGGUAUGCAUACCGGCACCCACGCAUCAGGCUGCAGCACACAUAACGGAGUGCAGGAUAUGAGACAACCGUUUUGAGGCGUUCAGCAGUGCGCUCUGUUCUGUUCUCUCGUCUCCUCUGUGGACUUCUGCGUUUUAGGUAAGCAGCAGCCAGAGCGCUGGAGGGGACGUGUUCUGUAGUGCUGCUCCGUAACUCUAUCCUUGUGCUGCAGACCUUUAAAUACUCUUCAUAAAAUAGCCACUUGGUGAAAGGUGAGACCUUCCCAGCCCAGGACACCGUCAGGCGCGAGCUAGUCUGAAAGGACCGUCAGAGCGCGUGCAGGACUGGCCUGCGCUCUUGGAUGGAACAGGACUUCAGGCUACUAGCUGGAUCUGCAAUACUGAAUGUACUUUUUCAUACCAACUUUUCAAGACAUUUUGGUUACCAGUUGUUGUUGACCAGAUAAACAUUGGUUUGUUUGUUUUUGCUCUCUUUUAAAAAACCUAUCAUUAUGUUUCAUUCUUCUAUACAUCUGUCUACCGUGCUUCCGCAGUGAAUGGAGGACAUACUCCAGCUUCUCCCGAAGCACCGGCAAAUUCUCACACACGCCUGGGGGAGAGCAGCUACUCACACCUGCCUUUGCAGUAGCUUAGUUGUGCUUUCAAAACGUUUUUUUACCACUUAAUUUUGUGUUCAUGACCAAACCUGAGUGCCAUUCACUAGCAUUCUUUAAUGGGAUAAAUUCACUUGUGAGAUCAGGUUAUUAAAAACCGAUCAAGGGAAAUCUAAACCAACCAUCCCCCACCUUUUUGCCAUAGCCUAUAUUUGUAAUUCAGUCUACUGUCCCCAAAAGCUUCCGCAUGGUACUUUGGUCGAAAGAGCAAGACAAACCGCCGGACACCGCCAUGUCAUCCGGGGCGAUAGAAAUGAAGAAGGUGGUGCCACCGGUGUACCUCCAUUCCAACGGCUCUGUUCACCCGGCCAUCCUCACCGAUGACCCCGAGGAGAUGAGACCGGAGGAGAUGAGACCGGAGGAGAGGGGUGAGUACGAGCUCACGGAAGUGACAUCCUUCACGGACAGGUCUGGUGAACCGGGAGAUGAAGGCCGGGAGAUAGUGGUGAUAGACUGCAGGGCGAAUGCCAAGGGCCAGCGUGAGGAAGACGCUCUCCUGGAGAAUGCCAGCCAGAGCAACGAGAGCGACGACAUAAGCACUGACCAGAGCCCAGAGCCACCAGCGCCGUUAAAAGAGACCUCCUUCUCCAUCGGCCUCCAGGUGGUCUUGCCGUUCCUGCUGGCUGGGUUCGGGACGGUGGCGGCGGGCAUGGUGCUGGACAUUGUUCAGCACUGGACGGUGUUUACUGAGGUGACGGAGGUCUUCAUCCUGGUCCCAGCGCUGCUGGGGUUAAAGGGCAACCUGGAGAUGACACUGGCUUCCAGACUGUCCACAGCGGCUAAUAUUGGUCAGAUGGACUCAGCCAAGGACAUGUGGAAGAUGAUCGUUGGAAACCUCGCCCUCAUCCAGGUCCAGGCCACGGUAGUAGGGUUCCUGGCGUCCAUCGCCGCGGUGAUCUUUGACUGGAUCCCAGAAGGGAACUUUAGACUGGGACAUGCUAUCCUGCUGUGUGCCUCCAGUGUGGCUACCGCAUUCAUCGCUUCUCUGAUACUAGGGAUCAUUAUGAUUGGUGUAAUCAUCGCAUCCAGGAAGGUGGGCAUCAACCCUGACAAUGUGGCCACGCCCAUCGCUGCCAGUCUGGGAGAUCUGAUCACCCUCUCUCUGCUGGCUGGCAUCAGCACAGGACUGUACAAGGAGCUGGAGUUUAACGACUAUGCCAACCCGUUGGUGUGUGUUGUGUUUGUGGCGCUGACCCCUCUGUGGGUGCUUAUUGCUCGGAGGAUCCCCUCCACCAGAGAGGUGCUCUACUCAGGCUGGGAACCUGUCAUCAUUGCCAUGGCAAUCAGCAGUGUUGGGGGUCUGAUCCUAGAUAAGACCGUGUCCAACCCCAACUUCGCUGGCAUGGCUGUCUUCACUCCUGUUAUCAACGGUGUGGGAGGUAACCUGGUAGCGGUGCAAGCCAGUAGAAUCUCCACCUAUCUGCACAUGAAUGGUAUCCCCAUGGGAGACCCUGACCCCAACCCCAGGAAAUGCCCCACCCCCUGCACCUCCUUCUUUGGUUCCAAUGUGAACUCUCGUUCGGCACGGGUGCUCUUCCUCCUGGUUGCUCCAGGUCACCUGGUCUUCCUCUACACUAUCAACUCCAUGCAGGGAGGACACACCACGCUAACAUCCAUCUUCAUAGCCUUCUACAUGGCUGCUGCAUUACUGCAGGUGUUGAUCCUGUUGUACCUGGCUGACUGGAUGGUCCACUGGAUGUGGAGUAGGGGGAUGAACCCUGAUAACUUCUCUAUUCCUUACCUGACGGCCCUGGGAGAUCUGCUGGGGACCGGCUUCCUGGCCCUCUGCUUCCAUGUCCUCUGGCUCAUUGGAGACAGAGACACUGACGUGGGAGACUGAAUACACACACCUGGACAGCAUACAUACACAGCAUCAAUGCCGGCUCACCGGAAACAACCUGAACAACUGAACUGUACAGUAUCUCCCUCUGGACAUCGCAACAACUGAAUGACUUUCAGACCCAGACCUCAACCCUGACCCCUUGACCUCCAAUCUCCCCUCAAACCCCUCCCCCUGGGUCACAGACUAUGCCAUUUAUUUUUAUUUGACUAAAUAAGAGUUCUACUACUAUUGUUUUUAUUGUUAUUAUGAUGACGAUGAUUAUGAUUAUUAUUGUUAAUAGUGAAUUUGAUAUGAAUCUAUAUCUGUUUUACUGUUGGACGGGUGAAUCCUCAUUAUUUUCAAUGGGGACAUUCUCCCUUGGGCCAGUCACAUUGGCAGCAUUUGUAAAGAUGAGAUCAAUCUUAAAGACUUGAAAUGAAGACAGACAGCAAAAAAACUCACACAAGCCUAGAAUGCUUAAUCACCAAGUGCUAUACGUAUAAAGAGAUUAAUACAUUUUUAAGGGACCCUUUCAAUUCGCCUUGCCUUGAGAGUAGUGAUUCUGUGGGGGCAGCUCCACAGGGGCCCGAACCAGAAUGUAGAGACCUGAAUCUGCUUAGGUAACAACACCCCAGCCCUGUCAAAGGAUGUCUGAACACUAACCUGAACAGAAACAGGAUGUUUUAACAACUCUGGGUAGAAGUUGCCCUUAAGCACAGAUCUAGAAUCAGUUUACCCUCCCCAAAUCCUAACCUUAAUCAUUGGGGAGGGAUGAAAACAUAACAGGCCCUGUAUCAGUGGUAAGAGGCAACCUCAACCUAGUCCAUGGACAUAGGUCCUGCCAGAUUGUACGGUCAGGUGCCACAUUAUGUUUCAUAGGUCACCAAGUAGGUGCCAGAUCGUACGGUCAGGUGCCACAUUAUGUUUCAUAGGUCACCAAGGAGGUGCCAGAUCGUACGGUCAGGUGCCACAUUGUUUCAUAGGUCACCAAGGAGGUGCCAGAUCGUACUGUCAGGUGCCACAUUAUUUUUCAUAGGUCACCAAGGAGGUGCCAGAUCGUACUGUCAGGUGCCACAUUAUGUUUCAUAGGUCACCAAGGAGGUGCCAGAUCGUACGGUCAGGUGCCACAUUGUUUCAUAGGUCACCAAGGAGGUGCCAGAUCGUACGGUCAGGUGCCACAUUAUGUUUCAUAGAUCACCAAGGAGGUGCCAGAUCGUACGGUCAGGUGCCACAUUAUGUUUCAUAGGUCACCAAGGAGGUGCCAGAUCGUACGGUCAGGUGCCACAUUGUUUCAUAGGUCACCAAGGAGGUGCCAGAUCGUACGGUCAGGUGCCACAUUAUGUUUCAUAGGUCACCAAGGAGGUGCCAGAUCGUACUGUCAGGUGCCACAUUAUGUUUCAUAGGUCACCAAGGAGGUGCCAGAUCGUACUGUCAGGUGCCACAUUAUGUUUCAUAGGUCACCAAGGAGGUGCCAGAUCGUACGGUCAGGUGCCACAUUGUUUCAUAGGUCACCAAGGAGGUGCCAGAUCGUACGGUCAGGUGCCACAUUAUGUUUCAUAGAUCACCAAGGAGGUGCCAGAUCGUACGGUCAGGUGCCACAUUAUGUUUCAUAGGUCACCAAGGAGGUGCCAGAUCGUACGGUCAGGUGCCACAUUAUGUUUCAUAGGUCACCAAGGAGGUGCCAGAUCGUACGGUCAGGUGCCACAUUAUGUUUCACACUCAGUUGGAGGGUUGUUUCUUGAAUUAAAGUCAACCCCAAUUCUUGCCAACCAUGUCCUUGGUGGUCCUUGAGGCCUCAAUGCUCAAUAACAAGGUUUCAACACCUUGUUCUCCCCUAAAUCCUCCUAAAGGGCUACGAUUGUGACAUUUCUUCAAUUAAAUGUGUUUCUUCUUUGUUUUCACACAAACACUUAGACAGAAAAUUGUGCUUUGCUUGUCAGGCUGGCCAUCUGUUUGUGGCAGCCUGUUGGUUACACACUGCUUAUCACUGGAUUCCCUGAAGUUAGAGUGGCCUUACUGGGAGGCUAGAGGGAGGUCAGAGAGGGUAGGGACAGAGCACUUAUUGAGACAGAGGCCAUUCCAGGUGACAUCCUAUCUAGUGCAAGGACUUGGGAGCAUAUGUUAAAGGGUGGUGAAAGUUGUCCACUUGAUCACGCUGUUGCCUAAUGCUGUAGUGACAAGACCUGUUUGGUGUGUUCUCAUUACAAGGCUUUAAUGGGCUUCAUUAGUUAGUGAGGAAAGACAGGAUGUUGAGGGAGGAAUUGUCAAACCAAUAUUGCCUGCUUAGGAAUAUCAUGCAAACAUCUCGCGCUCUCUCAAGCUUUCUCGAAUGGUACAAACAACGUCAGCGAUCUUCUUGAGUUGAAUCAACUCAAGGCCUGUCCAUGCUGACUACCACAUUUCCGUAAUGUCUGUUGUGCAUUGUACAUACACACUGUGCAGCUGACCUACAAUAUCUGCCACAUAGACACCAUGCUUCAAAACGGCCUCCUAUCCUACCCACAUUUACAUACUGUCAGUAUAGACACUCUAAUUCUCGUAAGCAGCAGAGCCCAGCUUGAUGGUGAAAUGCAUGUGUUAUCAUCUGAUGCUUUGUUAUCUGGUGUUCAAUGUAUGUUGUUUUAAGGGGCCAGCAGAGUGCAUGUGCAGGGCACAUAACAUCAAUAUGCAAAACUUGUGCAUUAUGAGUUAAGUUUCCUUCUCUUUAAAAUAUAAUGUAUCCUUCUUAGGUUUGACACAUUUUACAAAGUGGAAGUUGUGUCCGUUAUUAGAUGUAUUCUUUAACUUCAUCAUUUUUCUUAAUCCUUCUGUGAUCUUAUGUGUUAGUCAUAGAGAAUGAUUAUGUCAUGUUUAUGAUUGAGGCAGCCCCAGUGGGGUAUAGUGUCACUGUUGGAAAGUACUGUAAUAUACACACACAGGCACCAGAGGGCGACAUUAUCAUAUGAGUGAAUAUGAGACAGUGCUGAUGGUGAUCGAGGCUGUUCACUAUUCGCUUCAUCUAGAUUCUAGAACCUGUAUCCAAGAUUCUAAUGUAGAACCUGUGUUUUCUAGAUUCUAGAAUUUGUAUUUUCUAGAAUGACAUACCUUCUGGAUUCUAGAGCCUGUAUCCAAGAUUCUAUUCUAAAACCUGUCCUCUGUAUUCUUGAAGCGGAACCCUGGAUCUAGAACCUGGGUUCUCUCUGCUGUCUUACUGAACCUGUGCCAGCGUUCUGCCCCACUACGGAUAAGAGGUUGUCAAUACUUCUUCAGGGGGAAGGAAUGCUUUGUCUAUUUAUUUUUAGAUGCACACAAAGCAAAUUGUAUAUACUAUAUUUAUUCUAUAAAUAAGGUGUUUAUUUUUCAUUUAAUUUUGUCUCGGUUCUGUGUCGCUGUUUUUGUAAUUGAUUCUCAUUUAAUUUUUUUGUUCAUCCUUUUUUUGUGUCGUAUCCAGCCAGUAGAGCUUCAGCGCUGCCGCGGUAGAUUAGCGCCUAGGCUAACAAACAACAGUGUGCGUGUCUAAUAUCUGAUGAACCUCACACACCUUACAUCCCCUGCCCUCGGGCAGGGACCCAAACAUAGAAGGCCUUAACCUAUCAGGAGCCAAGCUCAACACAUAGUAACCAAUCAGGAGCUAGGCUCACCACAGAGUAGAAUCUCUCUAAUUAGCUUUUAUUAAUAACUGAUAUAGCUUGAUUUGAUGUUGUGAUGAAUGAAUAAAUAGUCUAUGAGAGAGGCUGCAUGACUGCAGUGGUUGGGGAUCACUAAGGCCAGAACCUUUAAUUGAGAACAUAAAUGAAUAGAUGGAUAUUGUAAACCGAAGGCUCUGACUAGAACAGACUAGUGGUCAGACAACACAGAGGUAUAACGGACUGAUCAUUUCUCUAUAACCCCAUUCCUCACCCCCACCUCCCAGACAACACACACACACACACACACACACACACACUACUAGCACAAAAUGUCCAUACAGAUAUAUUGGUUACAAACACACACGCAUACACUGUAUUUGGAACUGUGUGCUCCCCCUGCUGUCCCCCCUCUGUAACCCUGUAACUAUAGUGGGGUUCACAAUCUGCAGGAAUUUAUAAAUUGCUGGAAAUAAAGGACUAUAUUAUUUUGUACCACU